Messenger RNA from Dentiscutata erythropus, 986 nucleotides. NCBI's taxonomy places the organism in Eukaryota, Fungi, Glomeromycota, Glomeromycetes, Diversisporales, Gigasporaceae. The record is from the annotation of a GenBank genome assembly.
AAUCAACAGUACCAAUAUUGGAAAUAACAGAUGAUUCCUAUGUCAAACCUCCUCCGGGCGUGGACCAGAACUUAACAAUCUUCAUCGGAAUUAUGACCAUUUAUGAGAGAAUAGAGAUUAGGGAAUGCUUGCGCAAGUUGUAUACACACAAUAAUGACGCUCUGGCGCAGUAUCUCAGAGUCAAGAAAUCGCCCGUGACGAUUAGAUUUAUUGUGGGACAGCCAAAGGAUGAAUAUAAAGAUAAACUGGAGGAAGAGUCUAAAAUAUACGGGGAUAUUAUUAUUUUAAAUAACACAGAGAACAUGAAUGAAAGAAAGACGUUUGAAUAUUUCAAAUGGUUUGCUAAGCAUAGGAAAGAUAAUUAUCUAGUCAAAAUUGAGGAUAACACUUUCAUCCACCUUAUUCACUACUAUCGUGACCUUCAAGACUUACCGCGAAAACGUGCGUACUAUGGCGGUGUGUAUUUUGGCAAUGAUCUAGAUGAUGAUAGUACAUACUCGUUUAUGGGAGACAUUGUUGGUUCAGACUGGGUUAGUUUAAAUGUCAAGGGUUUUGAGGACAUGCUAGUGGGUGAUUGGAUAUGUCAUGUGGCUAGAGAGAAGAAGUACUUUGUGCACUAUGUCGGCUUUUCAAGAUGGAUGUCCAUCCGCCAAAAUCCUUUUCAUGACUUUGAUGAGGAUCUGGAUCUCCACUCCCUUAGCGAGACUAUCCUAAUCCAUGGUAUAAAAGGCAUCGAGGAAUGGAAUGCCAUGAAGGAUGUGUACACUAAAUAUGAAGAGGGAUUACCAAUGUUCAAAGUCAUUCGGAAUUCAACGGCCAAAGGCCUGGUUACAAAAAGGGAGAUUAUUCCAAAAUGCUGGGAGAAAGAACAGAUCUUGAAUAAAACGUUGAAGAAUACCUACAAUAACUGGUUCUAUGAAGCAUGGGGUUUUAAAGAAGGGAAGUGGUAUGGAUAUUAUGGGCCUGUGAAUACGAAUACUGGAUAG